Mytilus trossulus (common blue mussel) is the source of this 3036-nucleotide messenger RNA. RefSeq lists its product as uncharacterized. The transcript has a single exon. Bases 1 to 3036 code for a protein of 1011 amino acids. The record is from RefSeq and is a predicted model, not a curated record. Lineage: Eukaryota; Metazoa; Mollusca; Bivalvia; Mytilida; Mytilidae.
AUGGAAUUAUUCGAACUAUCACAUAGGUUUUCAAAAUGUUUACUUGUUGGUGAUUUUAACGCCAGAACCGGGUCAGAGGAUGAUUUUAUAUUUGUUCCCGACAGUGAAUCUCAUGUCGUAGAUAUCGAAAAUAUACCAAUAAAUGCUGUUUGCAAUUUAGACCAGUAUGACUUCUCUCGCAAAAGGAACAGUAGAGAUAAAAUCAAGAACAGGUUUGGAAAUCAACUACUAGAAUUUUGCAAGGGAAAUAACUUCUUCAUCAUGAAUGGUCGAACUCUAGGUGACAUAGAUGGAAAGUUCACAUGCCGAAAUUCAAGCGUUGUUGAUUAUUGCCUAUGCAGCGCAGAACUUAUUCAAAAUUUUACUGAUUUUAAAGUACUUGAUUUUUCAAGUCUCUAUUCAGAUGUUCAUUCCCCAAUCGAGAUAUCGCUGAAACAAACAGAUCAAGAAGUUAGCACCAAAUAUAGCGAUGAUACUAGAACAAAUGAACAAAAAAUAAAUAAUUGGACUAAUGAAAAAUCACACAAAUUCUUAGAAUGCUUGAACCUUACAGAAAUAGAAAAUAUUAAUUCUGAAAUUGAUGGCACGACAGUAGUGACGCAAGAAACAGUAGAUACGAUAAUAGGUAAAAUAGGCAAAGUGUUAAUAAAUUCAGCAAGAAACACUUUUGGUUUUAAAAUCAGUGCAGGAAAGAAGUCAGAACAUAGAAAAAAUAAACCAUGGUUUGACCAUGACUGCAAAACCGCUAGGUCAGAAUUCCGUAGGAUGAAACGAAAUAAAAAUAAGUCACCGUUCCACAGAGCACUUGUGUUAGAUGCCGAGAAGAGAUAUACAAAUACAAUGAACAAAGCACAUAAGAAAUACAGAAGCGAUUUCAGAAAGAAAAUGGAUGAUCUAAAGCAAAAGGAUGGUAAGGAAUUUUGGCAACUUCUAAAUGGAAACAAAAGUACAGCUCAGCCCAAGAUCGAUUUCGACAAAUUAGUCUCAUAUUUCAAAGAAUUAAACAGUUAUCUGAGAGAUGAUACAGAAAAUCAACAAAUUGAAAGUAAUAUUUCCCAUGAAGAAAUAAACGAUGAGUUAAAUAGCAGAAUUACAAAACAUGAAAUUCUUAAAGCGCUGAAAAAUCUGAAAAAUAACAAAGCAUGCGCCGAAGACAAACUGAUUAAUGAAUAUUUAAAAACAUCAGCUCAUGUUCUUAUAGACAUAUAUGUGAAAAUUUUCAACCUAGUUUUCGACUCCGGAAAAAUCCCAAAACAAUGGGUCCAAGGAAUGAUAAAACCUGUCUACAAGAACAAAGGUGACAAACGCAACCCCAAAAAUUACAGACCAAUAACUAUUGUGAGCUGUUUCGGAAAAGUCUUUACAGCGGUAUUAAAUGAACGCCUUAAAAAAUUCUCAGAACAAACAUCUCUUCUUAAAGAAAAUCAAAAUGGUUUCCGAGAAAAAUACUCAACAAUUGAUUGCGCGUUUCUUCUGAACUCUCUAAUUGAAGUUUUACAACACUCAAAAAAGAAACUAUUUUGCGCAUUUGUAGACUUUGAAAAGGCCUUCGAUACGGUUAAUCGUAAUUUCCUAUGGUUUAAAAUGUUGAACAGCAAUAUAAAGGGGAAAAUGUUUAAUACUAUUUUCAGCAUGUACCAGAAUAUUAAAUCCAGCUUGAGCUAUAAUGGUCAAAUUUGUGAGCCGUUCGCUUGUGAAAUCGGUGUCAGACAAGGAGAAAAUCUGUCACCGUUUUUAUUUGCUUUAUACUUGAAUGACAUAGAAGACUAUCUCAUCUCAGAAAAUGUUUUAGGCAUGAAGACAAUAAGUAAAGAUAUAGAAGAAAAACUUGGAACUUUAAUGAAAUUAUUCAUAAUUCUCUACGCGGAUGACACUGUAAUCCUGGCAGAAUCACCUGAACAACUACAACAUGCACUUAACAAAUUUAAAAAGUAUUGCGAAACCUGGAAGAUGCGAGUAAAUGUUGCUAAAACUAAAAUCUUAAUUUUUUCAAAAGGAAGAACGACAAACCCUCCACUUUUCCGAUUCAACAAUCAUCAUAUUGAAACUGUAAAACACUUUAACUACCUAGGAAUUAUUUUCAGCAAAACAGGCAGCUUUAAACAAUGCAAACAAAAUUUAAAGGACAAAGCAAUAAGUGCAAUGUACGAAGUUUUAAGGAAGGGAAGAAUUCACAAUUUAUCAAUUAAAUGCCACGUAGAUUUAUUUGACAUACUGGUAAAACCUAUUCUGCUAUAUGGAUGCGAAAUAUGGGGUUACGAAAACAUAGAUAUACUAGAAAGAGUUCAAACUAAAUUUUUUAAGCUACUUUUACAUCUUAAGCCAUCUACUCAAAACGAAUUCAUUUACGGAGAAUUGGGUCGGUAUCCCCUAGAAAUAGAUAUAAACAUUAGAAUUAUAUCUUAUUGGACAAAGUUAAUUACCGGUAAAGAAAGUAAGCUCGCUGCUGUCAUGUUUAGAUACCUUUUGAAAAUAUCACAAGAAACAACAUUUCGAUCGCGAUCAUUAGACAAGAUGAAAAGUAUUCUAGACAAUUGUGGAUUUUCUUACUUAUGGUCAUUCCAAAAUACACCACCUAACAUUAAAUCGACAAUUAAACAAAGACUAGAAGAUCAGUUUACACAGUUAUGGACAGGAAAAAUAAACGAUUCGCCGAAAGCCCUGAAUUAUCGCCUAUACAAGACAUUACACAAUUUCGAACACUACCUUAAUGUACUUGACGAUAAAGAUGUGAUAACAAUGUCGCGGUUUAGGACCAUGAACCAUAAACUGCCGAUUGAAAAUGGCAGAUGGCAAAACAUUCCCCGUGAACAGAGAAAGUGUCCGUUAUGCAGAGCUGCUAUAGGUGAUGAAUACCACUAUGUAAUGGAAUGCAGCAGUCUCCUGACAAAUAGAACACUACUAAAUGACAAUAAAUACCUAACGAACUGUAAUGUUAUAAAAUUUAAUGCUAUUAUGAACCAAAAACAGAAAUCUAAACUCCAAAAAUUGUGCAAAUUUAUCAGAAUUAUAUAUGACAAACUGGAUUCUCUCUGA